This is a messenger RNA of Paramecium primaurelia, 660 nucleotides long. The record is from the annotation of a GenBank genome assembly. Lineage: Eukaryota; Ciliophora; Oligohymenophorea; Peniculida; Parameciidae.
AUGACUUGUAAGAAUUUUUUAAUUCUAUUAUUAAAUUUCAAUGAACACAAAUUAAGGAAUUAUCAUAAUCUAAAAAUGAUAUUAGCAAAUUAUUAUAAUAGCUAAAGGAACCAGAUAUAUCAUAAAUAUGUGAUAAUAUUUUAAUAAAUAUACAAUCAUUUCCUUAUUAAUUUCAGGAAGUAACGGUGGAAGAAGAAUCAGAAAAAUCAAAUAAGUGGUUAGAUUUUAUUUAUCAAUUUAGAAAUUAAAUAUAUUCUGUAAAGAACAUCAAUCAAACAGAAUAGUUUUUUUAGAUUUUUAGUUAGAGAAAAUAAGUUCUAGGAGUUUAGCUUGUGAUUAAUGUUUUGAUGAUUAUCCUUCAUAAACUUAUAAAAGUGUUAAAUUUGCUCGUAAAUAAUGGAAUAAUAUUGUAAAAGAACAGCAAAAGAGUAUGUAAAAUAAUUUAUUAAAUGUGAACAAAACAGUUUAUGUUAUGAAUCAAGAAAUGAAAUAGAUAUAAAACUCUAUAAAGAAAUCUUAUGAGAAAUAUUAUUAGAAGUAUAUUACUAAUUAUAAUUAAUAUGAAUUAAAUGUUGAAAAAAUGAAAUAAGAAAUGAAUAUACCAUGGGAAUUGUUAAAAGAAGAUAAAUUGCUAAAAAUAGUUGAAGAUAUGAAUAAGAG